CUGGAGUCAAGAUGGAGGAGUAUGCGAGAGAGCCUUGCCCCUGGCGAAUUGUGGAUGACUGUGGUGGGGCCUUUACCAUGGGUACCAUUGGUGAUGGUAUCUUUCAAGCAAUCAAAGGUUUUCGAAAUUCUCCAGUGGGAGUAAACCACAGGCUACGAGGGAGUUUGACAGCUAUUAAAACCAGGGCUCCACAGUUGGGAGGUAGCUUUGCAGUUUGGGGAGGCCUGUUUUCCAUGAUUGACUGUAGUAUGGUUCAAGUCAGAGGAAAAGAAGAUCCCUGGAACUCCAUCACUAGUGGUGCCUUAACAGGAGCCAUACUGGCAGCAAGAAACGGACCAGGCAUGGUUGGGUCAGCUGCAAUGGGUGGCAUUCUCCUAGCUUUAAUUGAAGGAGCUGGUGUCUUGUUGACAAGAUUUGCCUCUACGCAGUUUCCCAAUGGUCCUCAGUUUGCUGAAGACCCCUCCCAGUUGCCUUCCACCCAGUCACCAUCCUCACCUUUUGGAGACUAUCAACAAUAUCAGUAGAACUUUUUUCCCAGGACUUCUUUAACAGAAUGGGCUGUAGUUCAAGAAAGAUUUCAGAAGAUCAAGUUGCAGUCUGUUUUUUACAACCAUAGGUGAAACAACUG
Messenger RNA from Sciurus carolinensis (gray squirrel), 628 nucleotides. Its product is annotated as mitochondrial import inner membrane translocase subunit Tim17-A-like. NCBI's taxonomy places the organism in Eukaryota, Metazoa, Chordata, Mammalia, Rodentia, Sciuridae. Gene Ontology annotation, cellular component: mitochondrial inner membrane; TIM23 mitochondrial import inner membrane translocase complex. Gene Ontology annotation, biological process: protein import into mitochondrial matrix. The record is from RefSeq and is a predicted model, not a curated record. Gene Ontology annotation, molecular function: transmembrane protein transporter activity.